Vicia villosa (hairy vetch) is the source of this 2820-nucleotide messenger RNA. RefSeq lists its product as uncharacterized. Bases 1 to 2820 code for a protein of 939 amino acids. Gene Ontology annotation, molecular function: RNA-DNA hybrid ribonuclease activity; nucleic acid binding. The transcript has a single exon. NCBI's taxonomy places the organism in Eukaryota, Viridiplantae, Streptophyta, Magnoliopsida, Fabales, Fabaceae. The record is from RefSeq and is a predicted model, not a curated record.
AUGGAGAAUAUCAGAUUUUGUGAGGCUAUUUACACGGAGGAAGAAGUGAAAACAGCAUUAUUCCAAAUGAACCCGUUAAAGGCCCCGGGACCGGAUGGACUGCCGGCUCUCUUCUUUCAGAAGUAUUGGCAUAUUGUUGGGCAUGAGGUUUGUAAACUUGUCUUGGAUAUCCUCAACAACCAGAAGCACCCGGGGAUUAUCAACAAUACCCAUAUUGUUCUUAUCCCGAAGUGUAAAAACCCCGUUAAACCUCAAGAUUUCCGGCCUAUUAGUUUAUGUAAUGUGGUCAUGAAGCUGGUUACUAAGGUUAUAGCUAACGGGUUAAAGGAAAUCCUUCCAGAAAUCAUUGACGAAGAACAGAGUGCGUUUGUAAAGGAUAGGCCGAUCAUGGACAAUGCACUUAUAGCUAUGGAAUGUUUCCAUUGGUUAAAGAAGAAGGUUAAAGGGAAGAAAGGUGUCAUGGCCCUUAAAUUGGACAUGUCAAAGGCGUAUGAUAGACUUGAAGGGAGCUUUAUUGUUGAGGUUUUAGCUACUAUGGGGUUUCCUCCGGCGAUGGUGUCUCUGAUUAAAAGAUGUAUCAAUUCGGUUUCCUACAAAGUCCUCGUGAAUGGUGUUCCUAGCAAGAGCUUCACUCCGGAGAGGGGUCUUCGUCAAGGAGAUCCCCUCUCACCCUAUCUUUUUAUAAUGUGUGCUAAUGUCUUUUCAGGUUUAUUGAAGAAAGCGGCGAUGGAGAAGGAGAUUCAUGGGGUGAAAAUUGCUAGAAACUCUCCAACGAUCACUCAUUUAUUCUUUGCGGACGAUAGCCUGUUGUUUGCGCGUGCUAAUUUGGAAGAAGCAAAGCGGAUCAAGGACAUCCUGAGAAUUUAUGAGGAAGCAUUGGGCCAAGUUGUUAGUUUUGAGAAGUCUGAAGUCUCUUUUAGUAGGAAUGUGGAUGAAAAUGUGAGAGAUUCUAUUUGCAACUGGCUGGGGGUUAAUUCUGUUUCUUCUCAUUCUAGAUACUUGGGGCUUCCUAUUAUGUUUGGCCGGUCGAAGAAAGUCAUCUUUGCUAUGGUGGUAGAGCGGGUGUGGAAAAAGAUCAAAGGGUGGAAGGAGAAGUUCCUUUCUUCUGCUGGUAAAGAAGUCCUUAUCAAGGCCGUUGCUCAAGCGAUUCCUACGUACGUGAUGAGUUGUUACAAGCUCCCGGAUUCUGUUUGCCUUGAGAUUGAGGGCAUGAUUGCUAGGUUCUGGUGGGGGUCGAAACAAGGAGAGAGGAAAAUGCAUUGGCUAGGUUGGGACAAGUUGGCGAAGGCAAAGGCUGAAGGGGGUUUGGGUUUUAGGGGCAUCUGCGAUUUCAACUCCAGCCUCCUUGGCAAACACUAUUGGAGGCUGCUGAAUCAGGAGAAUUCCCUGGUGGGGAAGGUGCUGAAGGGAAGAUAUUUUCCAAAGUGUUCCAUUGACAGCUGUGGCAUAGGCUACAAUCCAAGUUAUGCUUGGCGUAGUAUUAUAGGUGCUAGGGAGGUGGUCCAACGGGGUGCGUGCUGGAGAAUUGGAAACGGGGAGAAGGUGAAUAUCUUAAAGGACAGGUGGAUUCCAAAGAACACAGGUUUCAAAGUUCAACCAGGAGGGAUAAAUGUGGAGGACUCAGCCAGAGUGUGCGACAUCAUUGACAGGGACAACAGGUGUUGGAAGAUUGAGGACAUUCAAAGUAUGUUCAAUUCUGAAGAUGCAAUGAAGAUCACGAGCAUUCCUCUUUCUGUGCAUCCCGAUGAGGACAAUAUGGUCUGGCAGUUUGAGAAGAAUGGUGAGUUCUCUGUUAAGACAGCUUACCAUGCUUCGCGUGCGCACAAAGACUCGCUUCUUCCUGGGCCUUCCUCACCUGCUAACCAAAAGAUUUGGCCCCUCAUAUGGAAGGCUCCUAUCUCUGCCCGUCAGCGGAACUUCUUAUGGCGCGUUGCAAAGAACAUCCUACCUUCGAGAGGUAACCUCCUUAAAAAAGGUAUGUUUAUUGACUCUCAAUGCCCCCUCUGUUCUGCUGGUACCGAAACUGUGCAACACCUUCUGAUGGAGUGUGUGUUUGCCAAACAAGUCCUCUUUGCCUCUGUUUUAAGUUACCGGAUACCUUCGAGUGUGAGCGUUAUCGACUGGUUACAAUCUGUGUUAGAGUGUGGGGAUGCUGACAACAUUCAGAUAAUUUGUGCAUGCCUCUACAAACUUUGGGCUGCUAGGAACUUGACUGUUUUUCAUGGCAAAUCUUGCUGUCCUAUUGCUGUGGCAGCGGAUGCAUUUGAGAGUGUGCAAGAGUUCAACAGGACAUGCCCUGGUAGCAAUAAGAGGAGGUCUAUUCCUAUCCAACAUCACAAUUCUUCGUGGCCCACGGAUGUUCACCUGGUUCAAGUUGAUGCUGGCUUCAAUAGGGAGGGGAAGGCUGUUUUCGGUUGUGUGUUCAAGAACCAUAACAGAGAUGUGAUCCUGGCUGCUAGCAAAGUGGAGAAUGUAGAGGUGGAGUCAAGCUUGGCAGAAAUGCUUGCGCUAAGAUGGUGCAUUAAAAUAGCCUUGAACCUGAAUCUGAAGAAGGCCGUCUUUAAAUCCGAUGCCUUGUCUGUUGUUGAUUGCAUUAAUGGUAUUGACUGUAACGUCUUUCUCGAACCUAUUGCGGCGGACUGUAGGGUGUUCUUAAGUAGGUUUUCUUUUAGUUCUGUUUUGUUUACUCCUAGAGAGGAUAACUAUGAUGCUCAUAAUAUGGUUUUGUUAGGCAAACUGUAUGGCUCCAGGACCUGGCUUGACAGUGUCCCGGCUGCAAAUUCUGUUGUUUCUGGCUUUUCUGGCCCUCAGUUUGAAUGA